AUGUCGAUUCAAUCUGCGAAUGAACACACCCUUAAGCAUGAUAGGUUCCUUCUCGCUAGUGUUAAACUUUCUGCUUCUUCUUCAUCGCAAGAAACCCCUUCUCCUUCAAACUCCGCCCCUGAUUCUCUUUUUGACGUUUCUCAUAAAAAAACAUUACCUUUAUCUUCUACCGUCAGUAAGGUUGGUGUUGAAGUGGCGGCUUCCAUCGAUGCUAGCAGCAUAUCAGAGUAUUUGAUAGAGACUCUUCCUGGGUGGCAGGUUGAAGACUUUCUCGAUUCAUAUUUUGUUCCCUUUGGUUUCUGCAAGGUCUGCACUUUCCUCCUUUCUCUCCUCUCGAAAUCAAUUGAUUCAACUAUCCAGGUGUUCCUUGCGAUGGUCGUUCCAGUGCUCGUGAAAUUUUCUCCAAUUGAAAAAAUUAACUUUGCCUCAAUUAAGAACCCUAAUUAA
This is a messenger RNA of Vigna angularis (adzuki bean), 447 nucleotides long. Its product is annotated as B-box zinc finger protein 21-like. The transcript has a single exon. Gene Ontology annotation, biological process: regulation of DNA-templated transcription; photomorphogenesis. The record is from RefSeq and is a predicted model, not a curated record. The coding region runs from base 1 to 447 and encodes 148 amino acids. NCBI's taxonomy places the organism in Eukaryota, Viridiplantae, Streptophyta, Magnoliopsida, Fabales, Fabaceae. Gene Ontology annotation, cellular component: nucleus.